CCACCAGAAUAAACAGCUUACACUGGCUCUCAAAUUGAUUUAAGACUACACAUCGGAAAACCUUUCGAAAGUUUUAAGCGAAUCUUGAGUGUAAGCCGUCACACCACUCAGCGGAUUGCUGACAUUAAAUUCAAUCUGGUUGGAUUAUAUACACUCAUGAGCGCGAGGGGACCAUGGUUCGAAACUCAGGGGAGAUUUUUCUGGAUACUUUUGCAUUUCCUCCUGAUGGUUACCAGACAUAAACAUCUCGACAUUCAUUCCCAUGGCCCCAUGGUUUCUGGCAUAGAGCGGAUCUAUCAAGGCACGAGUCCCUUGAGAAUGGUGAUGGUGUCCGAUGAGAGUAAUGAUUUCUGCUACCUUUCACUGGACACAUCCUCGAUCUUCAAGAGCACCUCAUCUUUUCGACAGGCGUGCGCUAAUCCCCUAUGGCCAGAUGGAGACCCGACUGCCAGAACUGUUCUAAGGAGAAGACUUCUCAAUCCCUGACACCAUCAACCCACCUCCUGCUUCAACAUCUCCGAACUCAGCCUCCAAUUUCUGUCUUGAGCACCUUCCCAAACAAGAAUCAAGGCACGAGCGAGCUUCCAUAAUCCC
Molecule: messenger RNA, 594 nt
Organism: Aureobasidium pullulans EXF-150
Lineage: Eukaryota; Fungi; Ascomycota; Dothideomycetes; Dothideales; Saccotheciaceae
Exons: 1
Coding region: 157-486 (109 amino acids)
Source: RefSeq, a predicted model, not a curated record